GUGGCGGGCGCCAUGCGCGAUGACGGCAACUUUGUGCUGUUCGGCGCCGAUGGCGCGGUGGUGUGGCAGACGUUCGAGUCCCCGACGGACACCCUGGUCGCCGGGCAGGACCUCGUGCCCGCGGCGCAGCUCUUCUCCAGCGUGUCCGACACCAACAAGGCCGUCGGGAAGUACCGGCUCGCCAACCAGCAACACGACGGCAACCUGGUGUUGUACCCGGUGGGCACACCGAACGACGCAGCCUCGUCGUACUGGAACACGGGGACGUUCGAUCUGGGUUUCACACUCACCUUGCGCCUUGAUACCGGUGGCCUGCUCUACCUGGUGAACAACGAUGGCAGCUUUACCAAGAACCUGACACGGCCUGGGGCCUUGAAAGAGGGAGAGCAAGCCUACUACCGACUCACGCUUGAUCCUGAUGGAGUUCUGCGUUUGUACCGUCAUACCUUCGUGUCUGGCUCUGGCAGUGCGUCCAAUACCACCACCGUCGUGUGGAGCGCUCUGACCGAUCGGUGCGAUGUCCAUGGCGUUUGCGGGCACAACAGCUACUGUGUCCUCGACCAGGAUCGGCCUAGCUGUUUGUGCCCGCCAGGGUUCGAUUUUCUCGACGCGAGCAAUGCGGAGCUCGGUUGCACGGUGAACUCCAGCGCCGGCGGCUGUAAAAGGGGGCAGCAACAAGAUGCCGCAGACUUCUCCGUGAAGUUGAUGCCAAACAUGGAGUGGGCGGACGUACCGCACGAGGUGGUGCGCAAUGCCACGAGCGCGGCAGAAUGCAUGGCGGCAUGCAUGGCCGACUGCUUGUGCGUUGCAGUGCUGUGGGACACCGACAAAGGCACGUGCAGCAAGCAGCAGCUCCCUCUGCGGUACGGCCGCGCUGGAGGCAGAUACACGCUGUUCGUCAAGACCGCGGGAGCGGCGACAGGCGGCAGCGGCACCCACAGCAAACCCGUCGGUCGCACGACCAUCAUCGUGCUGGUUUGCAUCGGCAUCCUGGCAUUCGUCGCGUUGUCGGCCUUCAUUGCGGCCGGGUGGCUGCUCCACGUGAAACGGAGGGCCGUGCCCCGGAACGUGGCACCCGCGAACGCGGACGCCGACGGCGGCAAAGGCUUGGAGGAGGAGGAGGCGGCGCCCCUGAGGUCUUACAGUUACCAGGAGCUGGAGCGCGCCACGUACUGCUUCCGUGACCCGGUGGGUCGCGGCGCGUUCGGCACGGUGUUCAAAGGCGCGCUGCGCAACGGCGAGCAGACUAUCGCCGUGAAGCGGCUGGAGAAGCUCGUGGAGGAUGGCGAGCGGGAGUUCCAGAGAGAGGUGCGCGCCAUCGGGCGGACGAGCCACCGCAACCUAGUCCGCCUCCUCGGCUUCUGUCACGAGGGCGCGCACCGCCUCCUGGUGUACGAGUUCAUGAGCAACGGCUCGGUGUCUGACCUGCUCUUCAGGGGUGCUGCCUCGACGCCUCCGUGGUCCGACCGCCUUGGCAUCGCGCUCGAUGUGGCCCGGGGCCUGCACUACCUCCAUGACGAGCUCGAUAGCCGCGUGAUCCACUGCGACGUCAAGCCGCAGAACAUCCUCAUAGAUGCGGCCGGCACGGCCAAGAUCGCCGACUUCGGACUCGCCAAACUGCUCCAACCUGACCAGACACGCACUUUCACCGGUGUCCGCGGCACGCGUGGGUACCUGGCCCCGGAGUGGUACAGGGGCACAGGCCCUGUCACGGCGAAGAUUGACGUGUACAGCUACGGCGUGGUGCUGCUCGAGAUCAUGACAUGCAGGAGGAACAUGGAAAUGGAGGAAGCCGGCGAGGAGCAAACCCUGAUGGAGCUGGUGUAUGAGUGCCUACUGAAGGGUGAGGUGAAGAGGGCCAUGAAAAGCGAGGAGGACGUCGAUACAGCGGCCGUGGAGCGGGUGGUGAAGGUUGGGCUCUUUCUCACCGGUGUAGCGAGGAAGCACGUCGGCACCAAGGCUAUGUUUAUGGGUGUUGUGAGUUCUGACGGCGUCGGCGAGGAGGCCGAGGAGGUGCCGAGUCACGCCAGUGCAUUGGCGUCCAUGGGCAUGAGUUACUCGCUAAUCGACAGCUUCGGCAAUACCCCUGCCAGCGAGCGAGGGAGCACGAGCAAGUAA
Messenger RNA from Triticum dicoccoides, 2118 nucleotides. RefSeq names its product G-type lectin S-receptor-like serine/threonine-protein kinase LECRK1. Bases 13 to 2118 code for a protein of 701 amino acids. The record is from RefSeq and is a predicted model, not a curated record. The transcript has 2 exons. Gene Ontology annotation, molecular function: ATP binding; protein serine/threonine kinase activity. Gene Ontology annotation, biological process: protein phosphorylation; recognition of pollen. NCBI's taxonomy places the organism in Eukaryota, Viridiplantae, Streptophyta, Magnoliopsida, Poales, Poaceae.